Molecule: messenger RNA, 1919 nt
Organism: Ornithorhynchus anatinus (platypus)
Lineage: Eukaryota; Metazoa; Chordata; Mammalia; Monotremata; Ornithorhynchidae
Gene: ORAN-DRA
Product: MHC class II DR alpha
Exons: 5
Coding region: 67-831 (254 amino acids)
Biological process (GO): peptide antigen assembly with MHC class II protein complex; immune response; positive regulation of T cell activation
Cellular component (GO): MHC class II protein complex; membrane
Molecular function (GO): MHC class II protein complex binding
Source: RefSeq, a predicted model, not a curated record
CCUGUUUCUUCUACCACUGCUCCACCGUUCAGGGCAGCUGCUGCUGCUGAGACCUCCGAGAGGAGAAUGGCCCCAACGACAGCCUUAGCCCUGAGGGUUCUCUCCCUGGCUUCCCUCCUGGCCACCCACUGCACCAGAGCUGUUAAGUGGGAACAUAGAAUAAUCCAGGCGGAGUUCUCCCAGACCCACAGCCCAACGGGGGAGUUCAUGUUCGAGUUUGAUGGAGAUGAGAUAUUCCACGUGGACCUGGACAGGAAAGAGACGGUCUGGCGCCUAGCCGACUUUAGCAACUAUGCCAGCUUUGAGGCACAGGGAGGACUGGCCAACCUCGCUGUGGACAAGGCCAACAUGGACAUCCUGAUUAAGCGUUCUAACCACACCCCCGCCACCAAUGUGGCCCCCGAAGUGACCGUGUUCCCCGAAAACCCCGUAGAGAUGGGGCAGCCCAACAUCCUCAUCUGCUUCGUCGACAAAUUCUCCCCACCGGUGGUCAACAUCUCGUGGUUGCGCAAUGGGCAGCCAUGGAGCAAAGGCGCGUCCGAGACAGACUUCUACCCCCGCACCGACCAUUCCUUCCGCAAGUUCCACUACCUCCCGUUCAUCCCCUCUGCCAACGACUUCUACGACUGCAAGGUGGAGCACUGGGGUCUGGAAGAGCCACUCCUCCGUCACUGGGAACCCAAGGUGCCAUCUCCCCUGACCGAGACAAAAGAGACUCUGGUCUGCGCCCUGGGCCUGGCCGUGGGUCUGGUGGGCAUCAUCGUGGGCACCAUCCUCAUCGUCAGAGGCCUGCGUUCAGGCACUGCCCCCCGGCCCCAGGGUCCCCUGUGAAGACCUUUCAGUGGAAGGAGUCACCCGUGAGUGAGAGACCCCGGCUUCCUGCCCUGGCUUCCACCUGUCUCUCUUCCUAAUUUUUGUUCCUGCUGAUUUGCUCCAUUCACUCUGCAUCACCCAACUCCCACUGGUUGAUCAGAUCUACACAUCUUCCAGCCUUGGCCCUUUGACAUCCAAUCCCUCCAUCUGACUCUCCAUACUGGACACACCAUGUCUACUCUUCACCGCAGUCUCCCUGCCUGCCUCCCUCCCUCUCUCUAUCACUACCUCUCUGUCUCCCCUCUGCCCAAUCAAGCUCGUGUUGAUGUCCCUAAUGGUAUUAAUUUUUUGCCCAGUUAUUUAGCUCUUCUGCAUAGUUCCAUAGAACAGUUGUCCCCCGCACAUCUGAUUUUCUUCCCUGAUGGAAUCCAGCAUCCUUGGCAACCAAUGGGAAUCUCCCUUGAGCUCAAUGAGAGUUUCCCAGACUCCCUCACGGCUGUGGACUCCACCCUCACUAAGACCACAAGCAUCCUGGAACUGACCCGUGUUCUGGGCAUUAAAUGAUGUUUCCCCUACUUGACAUCCACUCUCUUCCGUCUUGAUUUUUCCCUUGGAAGUCAGUCGUGUAUCCCAUAAGAUGGGUCAGCUUGAAUCGAAACUAUUCCCUGACAACCUUGAGUAGCCACUGAUCCAUAAUAGCCUUCAGGGUCAGGUUGGUGCAGGAGCACCACUAAAUAUGAGUGUUUGGCGUAGAUUUGGUCAUGAACAAAUUUGGCAACCUCACGCUUGUCCUCCAGACAGUGCCAGGAAAGCAAGCUUCUGUUUCAUCACCCACUAUUUUUGUGGAACUGGGAUUGCUUGGCCUACAAUGGUACUAGGCCAUGCUGGGCUGGCAGUGCCAGUGAAGGGAGGAGGGUGGGCAGGGGCCCCACAUUUCUGUAGCAUGCAAGGCUCUAACCUAGAAUUCAUGAACCAAUAUUCCCUUUUCUUGAACCUGCUGUAUUUUUAUGCCGGCAUGACCUCCACUGGUUAUACAUCCCUUUUACUAAGUGGCAGCUGUAAACCCAUGAGAUGCUCUGAAACCAUUAAACUUCCUGGGGUCUAUA